Messenger RNA from Bombina bombina (fire-bellied toad), 3945 nucleotides. Its product is annotated as xaa-Pro aminopeptidase 1-like. Lineage: Eukaryota; Metazoa; Chordata; Amphibia; Anura; Bombinatoridae. Bases 1 to 921 code for a protein of 306 amino acids. The transcript is spliced from 10 exons. Gene Ontology annotation, molecular function: metalloaminopeptidase activity. The record is from RefSeq and is a predicted model, not a curated record.
AUGGGCAGAAAUCGUGCAAAAAUGACAAUGUCUCUCCUUCACAUCCAAAUCCUGCAUAGUGAGAUAAACGUCUCGCAAACUGAUAUUUGCCUGUCUCAAAUGAUUGUUAAAGAUACAGUCACAGAAAUCUCCGCUUCUGAUAAGGCUGAAGAGUUUCGCAGCCAGCAGGAGGAUUUCGUAGAACUCAGUUUUGCUACAAUUUCCAGUACAGGACCUAACGGUGCCAUCAUCCACUACAAACCUGUUCCUGAAACAAACAGGACGUUGUCGGUUAAUGAGAUCUUCCUCCUGGACUCUGGUGCGCAAUACAAGGACGGUACUACUGAUGUGACCAGAACUGUGCAUUUUGGAACGCCGACUGACUAUCAAAAGGAAUGCUUCACGUAUGUUUUAAAAGGACACAUCUCUGUGAGCGCUGCCGUCUUCCCCAACGGAACCAAAGGGCACCUCCUUGACUCCUUUGCUCGCUCAGCAUUGUGGGAGUCUGGUCUGGAUUACUUACAUGGGACUGGACAUGGGGUCGGAUCCUUCCUGAAUGUUCAUGAGGGGCCGUGCGGCAUCAGCUACAAAACGUUUGCAGAUGAACCGUUGGAAGCUGGAAUGAUUCUUUCUGAUGAGCCGGGGUACUACGAAGAUGGUUCCUUUGGCAUCAGAAUUGAGAACCUGGUUCUGGUGGUUGCUGCUAAAACAAAGUAUGACUUCAGAAACAGAGGAAGCCUGACAUUUGAGCCCAUUACACUGGUACCCAUACAGACAAAAAUGAUCAGUGCGGAUUUACUGACACAGAAAGAGAUUGACUGGGUUAACGCGUAUCACAAGAAAUGCAGAGAUGUCGUUGGAGCUGAGCUGGAAAAACAAGGGCGUCAUGAGGCCCUCCAGUGGUUGAUUAAGGAAACACAGCCCAUUUCCAAAUUACAGUAGCACUUAUGUAGCCGAUUUGUUGUAUCACAUUGCAGCCUAUUGUACCUGAAGAUGUUAAUGCCAAAGUACUUGCUAUGGGUUAUACAAUAGAACAUUUUCUUUUUUAAAGAAAAAUAAAACUAUUUAAUUGACUCCUCUUCCAGUCAAUCAACACAGCGACAAAACAAAAACAAGGCAACAUAAGGAUUAAUCCCACAAGGUAAAACAACAUUGAUAUUGUUGUUGGUGUUUUGUUUUUCCCAUGCAGAGCAAGUUAGUGCGUUUUUAAAAUUCUAAUAAUCAAAAUAUAUUGUUCCCCCUAAACAACAUCUCAACUGAGCAGUUAUUUAACACAACAAGAGUCUCAGACCUUCAUGUACACCAAGAAACAUACAUUGAAUCCAAAUGAUCUGACGGUCUUUGUUGAGAUGGAGAGGAGCAGUGAUAAGUAUCCAGAUUGAAAGCACAGUAGUAGGGGGGUGCUUUGUGGCCCCUAGGGCAUAGGUUGGACAAGCCUUUUAUGAAAGAUUUGUUUUAUCCCUGUGGUGUUUUACUGUGAGAAGCUUUAUUUUAGUUCCUUGCUACAUACAGCAGCCACCAUCUUGUGUAUUUAUGUUUUCCUGACGGCACUUAUAGCUCCGCCCCUAACUCAUGUAAGCUGGACCAACUACGUGGCAACCUCAGUCAGCUCAUUUAGUAUAAAGGGUUCAUAGAAUAUUAAAACAAUUUAUAGGAAUUACUUUUUGGGUGUUAUGCAUAGUUAAAAAAAGAAAGAAAUUGUAAUGUACUCUAUUUAUUUUACCAGCUUUUUCUGUAAUUGUCUUUUCCCAUUGAUCCAAGAAUACUGACCCUGCAACAAGGUUACAAAUGUUGUUCAGGAGCACUUAUCUCUAUCUCUAAUUGACUACAGCAAGGGAGGUAAGGUAAAAAAAACCUAAAAGGGACAUUACAUUCGUUAUUAAUUUUAAGCUUAGUGACCCUGUACCUCCUGUGUUUUGAGCCAAUCAGCAGUGCUAGUUGCACAUUACGGUUGGGCUGAUAGGCUCAGUGUCAGUGAUCAGGAUCAGCAGUGGGAGUUAAACACAUAGAGGCGUAUGGUCGCUAGUCUUAAAAUUACAUUGAGCAUGUGAUUUUUGGAGUGUUAUGGCCCUUUAAGAGGCUUUCAAGGGAUAGAUCACUGGUUUGCUAACAAAAUGAGCAUUUACUUUAUAUGUAGAGCUUUUGUACUCCGGAUAUAUAAAAUGUGUUGUGACACAAUGAAGAUACUUGAACCUGACCGUGUAGAUCAGAUGAGCAAAUUCUUAUUUCAGAGACAGCUUUUCAGGGUAGAACAAAUACAAUUCAGUUGUGACAUAGCUGCUGCUAAAUCCUAAUAAACUAUUGGAUGUAAUAACUAUAUUUAUAUUAAUAGAAACCUCCCUUGUUGUCCUGUAUAUUAAUGUAUCUCUGUGUACACCAGGACACCAGAUGUUUGUGUCACUACUGUAUCAUGGCAGCUAGUUGGGAUUUCUUUCCAGUAAGAAGUAAAAUACUUGAACUCGCUCACCUUUACAUUAUAGUUAUAGAUCUAAUGACGGUGCUCAAUUUCAUAUCUAUUAACUUGUUAAUAAGUAGGUUACACACAGGUGCUGUCUUUAGCAUUUGGCACCUUUGGGAUGUAGGACUUAGUAAAUAAGACAUCAGACUGUUAUAAAGUGGGUUCUACAGUGUGGGGGGGGGGUUCUGAGGAAGUCUCGAGAGUUAAUUUAAACACAUAGAAUUUGUAUUAAUCUUAUUCCUAAAUGUUAUUUAGAUCAGCUGUGUCUUAACAUUAAGACAACAUAAAUGUCCCACUAAAUCUAUUGAAAACUGAUUGUUGUUGUUUCUGAGCCAACAUAAAUCUUGCUAAAGUUUUUAAUGGAUCUGUUGACAGAUUCGUUAUAAGCUUAAUGAGCUAUAGGACCUUUCUUUAUGCAAAGGUGCUAAUGUAUAACUUAAUAAGGGCAUUGUACCCAUUAAUGUGAAAAUGUCUAUAUGGAAGAUAAGUGUUUGAAAACUGUGAGUCUGUGCCUGAAUAAAGUUAUUUAAAUUGAAACUAAUAUACCAGUAUCUGCACCUAUUGCUAAUACUGAUUGGUUUAAAAGUGCUUCUUAGCAUUCCUAGGAAGUUAUUAACCAAUAAGCAUUAGAAGUACAUAUUGACCAAUAGGAGAAAUAAUCUGUUAGCCAAUAAUUAUUUGUACUGCUGGUACAGCUUUUAUCUCAAAUUUUUCAUGCUAAACAAUCGACGUUUAAGUGCUUUCAUGUGACAUCAUUUUUGGGCUACAGUGUCUAUUUAAGGUACAUUGUUCAGACUAUGUUAAAGGGACAGUUUACUCAAAAUAUUUCUCCCCUUUAAUUUGUUCCCAAUGAUCCACUUAACCUGCUGGAGUUUAUUAUAUUGUUUACAGGUAGCUCCUUUACCCUUAUAUUGGCAUUUUAAAUAGUUGAUUUAGCAUGUGGUAUCCCCACCUAUUCUGAAAGUUUGUGGCCGCAGGUCCAAGCUAUAGAUAAGCUUUGUAAACACAGCUAGCAGAAGAAAUUACACUCCCAGUAGGAUAUAGCAGAGAUAAGGUAAUAAAAUGUUGAUUUUCCAUUGUUCUCUCCAAGUACUGGUGAUUGGUUUAUGGACAGAUAUAAGAUAAAGAAGCAGGUUUAUGAACACAAUGUGAUACAGUAAUGAGAUCUGAUUAUACCUACAAGCUCAACCCAUUUUAUUAGGUUGUGGCUUCAAAACACAAAAUAAGAGCUUAAAUAUACACAAAUAAACCUUAAAAAGCAAAUUUUCAUACAUUUUUACCCUGCAGUUGGCAAAAAAAGCAAUUGUAAACACAUUAAAGGAAAAAACAAUUUUACAGUAUACUGUCCCUUUAAGAUCCUUCCAGCUAUGACAUCCUAUCAAUUCAGAUUUGGUCAUAUAGCAUUCUGCCAGCAAAGACCUCACACUGUUGGGGAUAGUGGUAAUUUAUCUUUACAUCAAUUGUUUUGUAAUUAAAUGCAAAUAAAAAUAAAAUGUACUGUUGUGUGA